CAGAUAAUCCAUCACACGAGUACAAACACCAGCGACUGACGGACAGGAGGGCAGAUUCAUUUUAGUAUUAUUAUUAGCUCGCUAGUAAUCUAUUAAAUAUACACAUUUGAUACAAUUUCUACGUGGGUAUGGCAGAGGAGGUAACGAAAACCACAGGCGGACUCUCAGUGGGUGAGAUGUAUGUGUCUGACAAAGAAGGAAAUGACCAGGACGGUGAUGGAACAGAGCCGAAGCUUUUCAAGACCUCAUUGAGGGCAGAGGAUUCUGAGAGACGAGAGAAGAACCUGGAAGAAGCGAAGAAAAUCACCAUUGAGAAUGACUCGAGCCUUCCAGAGCCUAAAACGGUGAAAAUCUUUCAGCUGGAGCCUCUCCGAGGGGAGAGAGUGAAGGUGUUUGGCUGGGUGCACCGAAUGAGAAAACAAGGAAAGAACCUGCUGUUCAUUGUGCUGAGAGAUGGAACUGGUUUCCUGCAGUGUGUUCUCAAUGAUAAAUUGUGUCAGUGCUAUAAUGCCCUGGUGCUGUCCACUGAAAGCACAGUGGCUCUGUAUGGGACAGUGAAGCAAGUACCUGAGGGGAAGCAGGCCCCUGGUGGUCAUGAGCUGCACUGUGACUUCUGGGAGCUGGUGGGUCUGGCGCCGGCUGGAGGAGCUGACAACCUGCUGAAUGAGGAGUCUGAUGUUGACGUUCAGCUCAACAACAGACACAUGAUGAUCCGUGGGGAGAACGUGUCCAAGAUACUCCGGAUCCGCUCCACUGUCACACAGUGCUUCAGGGAUCACUUCUUCACCCGCGGAUACAAUGAGAUCACCCCACCCACUCUGGUGCAGACCCAGGUGGAGGGAGGUUCCACCCUGUUCAACCUGAACUACUUUGGGGAGGAGGCAUUCCUGACCCAGUCCUCUCAGCUCAGCCUGGAGACCUGCAUCCCUGCUCUGGGAGACACCUUCUGUAUCGCACAGUCCUACCGCGCAGUGCAGUACAUCACCCGCAGGCACCUGUCUGAGUACACUCACAUAGAGGCAGAGUGCCCCUUCAUCACCUAUGAGGACCUACUGAGCAGGCUGGAGGAUCUGGUGUGUGAUGUGGUGGACAGAGUCCUGAAGUCUCCUGCUGCUUCUCUACUCUACCAAGUCAACCCUGACUUCAAGCCCCCUAAGAGGCCCUUCAAGAGGAUGAACUACUCUGAUGCCAUCAUCUGGCUGAAGGAGCAUGACAUCAAAAAGGAUGAUGGGACCUACUAUGAGUUUGGAGAGGACAUCCCAGUGGUCCCAGAGAGGCUGAUGACUGAUGCCAUCGGUGAGAUCAUCCUGUUGUGCCGCUACCCGGCUGAGAUCAAGUCCUUCUACAUGAAGCACUGUCCUGAGGACCGACGCCUCACUGAGACGGUGGAUGUGCUGAUGCCUAACGUUGGAGAGGUAGUUGGAGGGUCUAUGAGGAUCUGGGAUGUUGAGGAACUGCUGGAGGGAUACAAGAGUGAAGGCAUUGACCCAACCCCUUACUACUGGUACACUGACCAGAGGAAGUAUGGUACCUGUCCCCAUGGUGGCUACGGGCUGGGCCUGGAGAGGUUCCUAACCUGGCUGCUGAACAGACACCACAUUAGAGACGUGUGUCUCUACCCCCGCUUCAUCCAGCGCUGCCGACCCUGAACUACCAACUACCCUAUCUCUGGAGAUGGAUCACACUGCGCUUCAAGAGACCAAGAUGUACAUCCCAAAUGGCAACCUAUUCCCUAUAUAGUGAUAUUUUUUACCAGAGCACUAUCCCUGUAUAGGGCCCUUUAUUUUUUUCUACUGCGCUUCAAGAGACCAAGAAUCAAAUCUAAUUGUAUUUUGUCACAUGCGCCGAAUUAGCGUGAAAUGCUUUUCAAGCGCUUAACCAACAAUGCAGUUCAAUAAAUAGAUUUAAGAAAAUAUUUACUAAAUAAACUAAAGUUAAAAAAAUCAAAUCAAUCGCAAGGUAACACAAGAAA
Molecule: messenger RNA, 1972 nt
Organism: Salvelinus namaycush (lake trout)
Lineage: Eukaryota; Metazoa; Chordata; Actinopteri; Salmoniformes; Salmonidae
Product: asparagine--tRNA ligase, cytoplasmic-like
Exons: 13
Coding region: 129-1649 (506 amino acids)
Biological process (GO): asparaginyl-tRNA aminoacylation
Cellular component (GO): cytoplasm
Molecular function (GO): ATP binding; asparagine-tRNA ligase activity; nucleic acid binding
Source: RefSeq, a predicted model, not a curated record